AUGUCCGACUUCUCGCGACUGCCCGCCCGAGGCAGCAGCUCCUCCCCAACACCACCACCCCCGCCUCCCCCAGCUCCCGUGCAACAGGGUCACAAAUAUUCCAACCGCGCCGCCAGCGCUCUGGCCCGAUUCGCCCAGCCCUUCUUCUCCGGGUCUCGGCCGCCUAGUCCGCACACGGCGGGAAGUCGAGCGGAUCUGUCGGCCAGUCCCCGUUCAACAAGGCCCAAGUCACUGCCUGGUGCAUCCCAGACUGUGUCUCAUAAGACUGGGAUCCCAAUUGCUGCCCUAGACAUCUCGCCGCAGCGGACACACGCAGUCAUUGGCGGCAAGGAGAUCUUAAAGACGAUUCGCGUUUCGCCUGAUCAUUCAUCCGAGGAGUUCAACCUUCGCAAUGCCAUCAUUAGUUAUUCAUCCACUCAUCAUGUUGGCAGCGGGCUCUCCGCACGGCAUAAGGACCAGCUGACCGUGAGAGACGUGAAGUGGUCACAUGGAGAAUACGACCAGAUCAUUGCCACCGCGGUGGCCAAUGGCCGCAUUGUAGUCUACGACUUGCACCGGACCGGCUUGGAAUGCUGCCGCUUCCAGGGACACAGCCGCCAAGUUCAUCGGCUAGCCUUCAACCCGCACCAUGCGUCAUGGCUCCUGUCAGGGAGUCAGGAUUCUUCCAUCCGAAUGUGGGACAUGCGGACAGCUUCUGCGGAACGUGGCGUCUUGGUGUGCGGGAGCCUUGACCUGUUCCAUGGCAACAGUGAUGCCAUCCGAGAUAUCAGAUGGUCUCCAACCGACGGGGUUAUGUUUGCAACAGCGACGGACAGCGGUGCGAUUCAGCUGUGGGACUGUCGCAAAUCCAACGCUCCGUUGAUGCGGAUUACUGCCCAUGACCGACCGUGCUUCUCGGUAGACUGGCAUCCUGAUGGAAAGCACAUCGUCAGCGGUGGCACGGACAGACAAGUCAAGGUCUGGGAUUUCUCCUCCUCAGCCGAGCGCCGGCAGAAACCGACAUUCCAAUUUCGCACUCCCCAGGCUGUUCUUAACGUCCGCUGGCGCCCCCCUUCCUGGGCCAGGGAGCCGGAGGCCUCCGGUGAUUGGCAGUCGUCCCAGGUUGUGACAUCUUACGACAAGGAAGAUCCGCGAGUCCAUCUCUGGGACCUUCGACGGCCACAUAUACCCUUCCGCGAAUUUGAUCGAUACGACGCGCAUGCUACCGACUUGCUCUGGCAUUCAAAAGACCUACUGUGGACAGUUGGUGAAGCCGGAGCCUUCACGCAGACCGAUGUCCGAUACGCUCCCCAGAUCAUCAAUCAACGGCCGACGUGCUCGGUGGCUUGGAGCCCUAGUGGUGAAGUUCUAGCCUUUGUCCAAAAACGUCCGCAGCGUAGUACUCUAGGCCUCAGCACUACCGAAUUUGUCGGCCCUCAACAGGAAGAGAAUAGUAGUGGUGAAGUAUUGAGUCAGAGCCCUGCCGAGGAUAUACUUGAUGAUCCCUCGUUCGCUCCUAUCCGUCAUCGGCAUAGCAAGUCCACCAGUGCUCGGCAGUCUAAGUCGUUGGGCAGUACUCCGCCUGGUGUGACAGAUCUCGUUCCUGUCCUCCCACUAGAGAAGGUCCUGUCCAAGAUCACAACUCCUGAGGCACGCCAGCUGGGAGCAGUUGGGAGCAUUCCAGGGGCUACGAUGGAUCGAGAUACUUUCCAAUAUCUGGCCUCCCAUUAUUCUGCUUUGCUUAGAGGGGUUGAUACUGUUCACGUGGAUAAAUUGUCAUCCUUGCUCGAAUCGCUCAACCACAAUGCACAGUGUUCCGAAGACGCCUCUCUACUCAAGUUAGCACAAACCUGGCGCAUUAUCAAGUUUGCCGUUGUCCAGGAGCUAGAAAUCAGAGCAAGAGAGCAACGUCAGUCCUUAGACAAAGGAUCUCGAACGAUGAAGAAGAAACCGUCCAAGGAAGGCCCCGUCACUGAGAAACCGAGGCUAGUCGAAGACGGGAGGCAUGACAAGAUUAAAGCUCAGUUGUUCAAGGGUGUAGUGGAAAAUGAAACAUUAAAGCUUCCGCUAGCAGAUUCUGAAAGCGUGUCAAAUAUGACAACGCCCCUCGCGCAACCAUUGCCUGAUUCCCCCCUUGGGUCUCUGGACAGCUCAACUUCGCAUAUGACAUCUUUGAACGAUAAUAUGGAAAUGAAGCCUCUUCCACCAUCGGUCCUCAGCUCUAAUCAGGGAACCAUGACUUCCAAUGAUUGGUCAUCAAUGUCGGACAUCGAUCCACAACUCAUCCAUCAACUUACGCAUCGCCAAUCUACUGCCAGCGAAGAGGCUCCCAUCCCACCUGAAAGCCUGCCGUCCGAACCAGGACGUGUCCCAGUGCACCCAGAUGCAGGGGACGAUCAGAGGUCUGCGCCCCGGGCCAUUGCUGGUAGAGUGGAUUGGCUUCUGAAGACACAUACUGUCGCUUCCAAGGAAGGUUCUGAAGUAGAUGAGUACGACCAGAAGAUGGAGGAUAAAAAGGCCGCCAUCCGUGACUAUAGAAUCUUUCCCAAGAAGGUUCUCUCACUCGAAUCCCAUAUGGAGCCAAUCAAGCCACCGGGUUUCCAUCGUCAUGAAUCAUCAGAAAGCUUUCCAAUGUUCUCAGCCUCAACGGAGAGCUCUCAUCCACCAAAAUCAAUGGCUGCAUCGCUCUCUUCUGCGGCCAGGCUGUAUGAAACCCCAGGGAGUGGGGAUCCUGGCCAAGAGGUUGCUGCUGCUGCACCUGGUAGCAGCUACACUGGGGCUAAAGGGGACGCUGUCCGUGGGGUUACUGCUGUAAAUGAUAAAGGAGCCCAAGAUAGCGAAAACUUGGAGGAAAGCAUUCCUGAUGCGGAGCAUAUCCAUCUCGAGCGGCCCUCCAGUCCCCCUUUACUUCUGAAGGAAAGCCGUCCCCUGAAUGCUUUCGGCCAGGAAGAUGGAGCAACACGAGGCCCCGUACACUUCAGCGCGGCUAUACCUGGGGUAAGUCAGGAUCUUUUAAACGUGUCCAUACCGGUUAGUCCGGACGUGACGACGAACAAACCAUGGAGCGUCGAGAUGCUUUUCAAAGAAGCAAUCAGACACUACCAUAGUGGCACUCAUGUCGACAUUCAAUCCGCUGCGCACCUGCUUCAGAAGUUACGCAUUGUUUUCCAAGAUUGUGGCAGGAUCCUUCCCGAUGAGGAGGCUGAAUACAUCUUCAAGGCGUAUAAUGAGCAGUUGGUGCGCCAGUCAAUGUACCUUGAAGCCGCUGAGCUUCGGCGGCUGUGCGUAUCGUCCUAUCCAGCUGUCUACGAGUACGCGCAAGCCGACACAUAUAUGAACGUGUUCUGUUUUACAUGCAAACGUCCUUACGAAAACCCCAAAACUGACAACCGUCGUUGUUAUCGUUGCAACACCCCUCAAGAGCCAUGUGCCAUCUGCAUGAGCCUGGAACCGCCUCCCGAAUGGGUUGCCGAGCAAUCGAAAUCAUCUGCUUCUUCAUGUCAGGGCCUGGACUCCGAGGCCACAUCCCAUGCACUAUCAUCAUCCCAUUCCUCACUGAAAACAGAACCCAUUUCCCAGUGUGAAUUGCGACAUCUGGUUCCAGUCUUCUCCGACUCGUCUCAGCCUCCUCGACCCAAAGGAUCCACUCUCUGGACCUGGUGCCAAGGUUGCGGUCACGGAGGCCAUCUGGCUUGCAUAAGCACAUGGUUGAGCGAUGUCUCCGUCAGUGAGGGUGGUUGCGCCACGCCAGGAUGCAUGCACGAUUGUGGUCCAGGCCCGCGUCGCGAACACAACCGCUCCGUACUGCUCGAGGAGUCGAAAAGACGUGAUUCGGCCGGCCGGAAAGCUGGCGUAGGCUUUGUCAAGCGAGACACGUGGACUAAGGGGGAGAGUAGGGCUGUCGAAAAGGUUCGUGGAAUGCUAGGCGUUGGUGCGUCGGCUGGGAGCGCUUCCACAACUACGACUACUGCGACAAGUGUUGGGCCGAGUGGAGCCUCCACUAGCACCAUGUCACCCAAGAGGGUACGAUUGGUAACGCCCAGUGAGCAGGGUCAACCACGCCGAAGUGCACCUCGUGCCAGUCUUGGGGGCAUGACUGGGCUCAGCUAA
This is a messenger RNA of Aspergillus ibericus CBS 121593, 4089 nucleotides long. Its product is annotated as WD repeat protein. The transcript has a single exon. Bases 1 to 4089 code for a protein of 1362 amino acids. Gene Ontology annotation, biological process: positive regulation of TOR signaling. Gene Ontology annotation, molecular function: protein binding. The record is from RefSeq and is a predicted model, not a curated record. Lineage: Eukaryota; Fungi; Ascomycota; Eurotiomycetes; Eurotiales; Aspergillaceae.